Aaosphaeria arxii CBS 175.79 is the source of this 3339-nucleotide messenger RNA. RefSeq names its product extracellular developmental signal biosynthesis protein FluG. The record is from RefSeq and is a predicted model, not a curated record. Lineage: Eukaryota; Fungi; Ascomycota; Dothideomycetes; Pleosporales. Gene Ontology annotation, molecular function: hydrolase activity; glutamine synthetase activity. The coding region runs from base 355 to 3141 and encodes 928 amino acids. The transcript is spliced from 2 exons.
CUGACUUGGCUUCCUUUCUAGAUAGGCAACCUUCUUAAUAGCUACUAUCAAUGUUCCGGCCGACAAAAUCUUUCCUAUGAGAGCACCUCUUUACGCGUUUUGUUUCAUUUUACGACCCUUUUCCACGUUCUAGAUACCCAAGGGGAUCCCUACGAGCAUGCUUAGUUGUCCCUCAUAGGGUUUUGUCGGCUGUCUCCACUUCACAACGUCCAUCUCCCCAUCGACGUCAUUUUCCAGAACUGCUGCCAAGUUUCAACGCCUUACGAAAGCAGGGGCAGGAAGAGAUAUUACUCGUACUAGGUAUAGAAAGAAUAAUAAUACUCUGUAUAUUAUUUCACAAACAACAUACCGGACAUGGCGUCCGAACCAAUUCUACCCCGCCCAACCGUUGAGCAGCUUCGGCAUGUGGUGCACAACUUUCCUCUGAUCGACAACCAUGCUCACAACCUCCUCCUGCCGUCGCAUAUUGAUGCUCAUCCCUUCGAGUCCAUCACCUCCGAAGCUCAAGGUCGCGCUCUGAGGGAUACUUUCAAAUCGCUUCCCCAUCUUCGGGCGGCCCGGCAGCUCCGAGAAUUGUACGAAUGUGCCGACGAUGCCGAUUGGGAAGACGUGUUGGAGCAGAGGAUUGAGUGGUUGAGAAGCGAUCCUGAAAGACUGUACCAGAAAUGCAUUGAUGGUACUCAUGCUAUUCUCAUGGAUGAUGGCCUGGCAGGCCCAGAGACGGUGUAUGAGUACAACUGGCACGAUAGGUGUACCAAAGCGCCCACGAAGCGGAUUGUCCGGAUCGAGACGGUUGCCGAAAGGCUGAUGGAAGGGAUUGUAGGAGAUGCCACGGAUUCCGACUUGAAGCACGCAAGCUACUUCACAGAUACCUGGCUCGCGUUUACUGAUGACUUUGAGCGCGAGAUCCAGGAUGCGAUUCAAGAUGUCGAAGUUGCAGGUUUCAAGACCGCAAUUUGCUACCGGUCAGGGCUUGACAUUGAACCUAGUUAUGAGGAGGCAGCAAUUGACGUCGGUCGUCCCUUUGAACGUUAUGUUGAACGUUGUGUCCGCAAGCGCAAGUUCAGAAUCGAGAGAAAAGCAUUGAACGACUACCUAGUCCUACGCACUCUGGAAAUCCUAUCCGAAGCCCUGACACACCCGGAUGCACUAGCAAAACCUCUACAAUUUCAUACAGGCCUUGGAGAUAAUGACAUUAGCUUGAGGCAAUCAAAUCCAUCAUAUUUGCAGGCACUGAUCGAAAACUAUCCCCGCGUUCCAUUUGUUCUGUUGCAUUCUGCGUAUCCGUUCACGCGGGAAGCCGGAUACCUUGCGACUGUCUACAAGCACGUUUAUCUGGACAUCGGCGAAGUCUUUCCCAUGGUGAGUCGCGACGGCCAAAAGGCGAUCCUACGCCAGUCACUCGAGUUAGUUCCCGGCAGUAAAAUCUUGUACUCUAGUGACGGACAUUGGUUUCCGGAGACAUAUUGGCUCGCAAACAAACAGUUCCGCGAGGUCUGGUUAGACUUACUUCUCGAAUAUGUUGACAAGAAUGACUUGACAGCGCACCAGGCCAUAAAUUUAACAAAGGAUGUACUAUUCAAUAAUUCUAAUACACUAUACGAUCUCCGUUACACGGUCGAUUUCAGGGAAAUAGAGCCGAUCAUUCAACAAUCGCUGCCGUGGCGCCCCAAAUCCACUGAGCAGGAAUCAUUUGAGGCUCCUCCGUUCCCGCCACCACCCAAGUCCAUAAGUGGGGAUGCAAAUGUUCCAUCAUUUCCACCUCCUCCAACCCAAGCACAUGUGUAUGACAUUCAACUUCUAGAAACCUUCAUGAAAGCGAAUGGUCACGUAAAAUAUGUCUACGUGCAGUGGCCCGAUUUCUUGGGGACUCUGAGGGCAAGGAUCCUACCGAUCAAGGAGUUCACCCGUAUCAUUUCCUCGGGGGAACGUAUAGGUAUCUCGCAGGGAAACACUGGCACUCUACAGAACGAUACCCUUACGUCAGUAGGAAAUCCUGUCGGGCAGAUCUACGUUGAGCCAGACCUCCGUUCACUCAGGUGUACUCAUAAGAACGACCCUUUGCCAUCCGCAACAGUAUUGUGCUACUGGCGUGAUAGCUCAGGGCGUCCGGCACGCGAAUGUCCUCGCUCCAACCUCGAGGCGCUCCUCAACGACCUGCAGUACAAUCAUGGCAUAUCACUACUAUGCGGUUUUGAGAUCGAGGUGACAUUCCUUCGCCGAAACGACCAGCCCACUUCGCCGGGGAAUCCUAGUGAUGAAGCGUUCCUCCCGAUCACAUCAAAUCAAGCUUGGGGUACGAUGACACCUGACCAGUACCUCGUUGCUCUCCCGCUGCUUGGAGAUAUCACGGAAGGCCUCGCGGAGGCAGGAAUUGAGGUCCAACAGUUUCACUCCGAAUCAGGACCGGGCCAGUACGAGUUCAUUCUACCUCCGUUACCACCAAUGCAGGCAAUAGACGUCCUCAUACAGGCCCGACAAAUAAUCACAAACGUCUCAGCAAGUCGGGACCUUCGCGCCACAUUCCACCCCCAGCCGUUCGCGGAGACAGGGACGGCCGCGCACGCACACAUUUCCCUUCUACCGACCUCCUCGCAGCGGGACAUGGCGUUCUUCGUCGGCGGCGUGCUCGCACACUUGCCCGCAAUCUGCGCCUUCACGCUGCCCGAGGCGGAGAGCUACGGAAGGGUGAGGGACGACAGCUGGACGGGUGGGACGUGGUUGGCCUGGGGCACGCAGAACCGCGAGACGCCUCUCCGGCGCGUGGAGCCCGGCCGCUGGGAGGUUCGAUGCCUCGACGGCUUCGCGAACAUGUACCUCGCCAUUGCGGCCAUCCUCGGGGGAGGAAUCUUGGGACUCAGGUCCGUGCCUGUGGGCAGCGACGUCGUUUUUGACGCGAAAGAUGUGCCUGUGAACCCGAGCAAGCUUACCGAGGAGCAAAGGGCGACCUAUGGAGUUCGAUCCAAGCUGCCCGCCAGGGUAGAGGAGGCAUGGACUGCCCUGGAAACCGAUGAGGAGCUCAAGGGAAUGCUGGCCCAGGGCGUGGCGGAUGAUUUUCUGAACAUGAGGAGGGCGGAGAGUCAGAUGCUUGGAAGAAUGGAGGGCGCGGAGCGUCGAAUCUGGAUGAUCGAGAGAUACUAGGAAGUCGGGGUCAUUCUCGAGUGAAGUAUUGCUGGCUUGAUUUUUAUUCUCUAGUCAUGUGCUUUUUUGGAUACCGUAUAUUCACGUAUUUCGACGGCAUUGCUGCGACAGUUGUCUUCGAAUAAUUUAGGUAGAUAUGACUUGACGGCCUGCAAUGCUAUCUUCUUCAUAUACUCGUAUAUAUCUAUAUGUAAUGCG